Messenger RNA from Sphenostylis stenocarpa, 444 nucleotides. NCBI's taxonomy places the organism in Eukaryota, Viridiplantae, Streptophyta, Magnoliopsida, Fabales, Fabaceae. The record is from the annotation of a GenBank genome assembly.
AUGGCUGUUGAAUACUAUGAUUUUGGGCCUCACAAGAUCCACCAUAGUUCAGUGUUCCAUACAACUACACUUUCUUUUGCCUUUGUCAACCUGCGUCCUGCUGUGCCAGUGAAACGUGUUGCUGAUCUCACUGAUGAUGAGAAUAUAGAUUUAUGGAACAUAGCUAAGCAACUCGGUAGGCAGCUAGAGAGCUACCAUAAGGCAUCAUCACUUACAUUUUGUAUCCAAGAUGGACCUCAAGCAGGCCAAUCAGUGCCUCAUGUUCAUAUCCAUAUCCUUCCCCGGAAAAAUGGGGAUUAUGAGAACAAUGAUGACAUUUAUGAGGAUAUAAAUGUAAAGGAGAAGGAGUUGAAUCGAGCACUUGAGGUGGAUAUAGAAAGGAGAGAUAGCAGCAUUGAAGAAAUGGCUAUUGAGGCUGAUGAAUACAAAAAAUUUGCCUUCUGA